This is a messenger RNA of Strongylocentrotus purpuratus (purple sea urchin), 915 nucleotides long. RefSeq lists its product as uncharacterized. The record is from RefSeq and is a predicted model, not a curated record. The coding region runs from base 122 to 403 and encodes 93 amino acids. Lineage: Eukaryota; Metazoa; Echinodermata; Echinoidea; Camarodonta; Strongylocentrotidae. The transcript is spliced from 5 exons.
UGCGCAAAUUAAUAACGCGCAUGUAUAUUUAUUUUCGAAGAGAGAACAAUCCUUCUGGCCAGAGAUUUGAUCAGCGAAUCAUACGAAUUUUAGCCCUAUACCUGUAACGAAUCAAACAGCUAUGAAGAGCUCAUCGUCACCCGCUUGCCUCGCAUUGCGGCUUUUAGUCGCAUGCUGUGUAAUGUGGACAAUCAAUGCACAAACUGGAGACACACCCACGGUUACAGUUACCGUAGAUGAGGAGAUGACUGUGGCGGCUGAAGAAGGUACACACGAGCCGACUGAUGCCCCAACUGAUGUCCACGAGACGGAGGUUACAGAGGAACCCGAGAGUGGUGGUUGCAUCAAUGUCGUUUCUGCCACGCUUCUCACAGUGGCGGUCCUAACCACCACGCUUGUUUAAAGACACCACAAUUGUCUUGUAACGUCUCACGAUGUACAACGUGUUAAUCCCUUCAUCAGUCUGUGGUGAAAGUAGGCGUGAGCAUCAAUGCAAGAGAUAGUGCAGACCAGAGAAAUAUAGCCAAAUCAUUUGAGGAUUUUAUUUUAUCAGCCGCGAGAGAAGGAUAAUCACUUUAACGUUUUGCUCAAUAUGAAACAUCUUACAGUCCUUAACCAUUCGAGUUUUGUUGUUCAUGUAGUUAGGAUGAUCGGUAAUAUUUAGUGUUCAACUUUUUUUUCAAUAUAGCUGCUUUGUAAACGCAAGAGAACACCCUGCCUGAAUGACGCUUUUAAAAGCAGACCAUGGCGGGAUGUUUAUUCAGUGUUGCAAAGAAAAGCCACAUUACAUGAUUAUUAUGAUUUGAAAAACUAGAUAUUAGAUUUUUGUUUUUAUAUCAGUUUGAAAAAGAUGUAAAAUACGUUGAUUUGACGUUAAUAAACUUUGAAACAACACAGUUGUUUUUACACAAUAAA